This is a messenger RNA of Pleurotus ostreatus (oyster mushroom), 528 nucleotides long. RefSeq lists its product as uncharacterized. Bases 1 to 528 code for a protein of 175 amino acids. Lineage: Eukaryota; Fungi; Basidiomycota; Agaricomycetes; Agaricales; Pleurotaceae. The transcript is spliced from 2 exons. The record is from RefSeq and is a predicted model, not a curated record.
AUGCCAGUCGUGCGACUCAACCUACUCCAGUUGUUCUGGCACCGGACCGUCCUCCUGCCUCGGAUGCUCCGACAAUACACAGGACCUGCGCGCAGGAUGGGGUUCGCCGCGAAUUGCAGUAGUUCUUCGACGGUUCUCCCUGGAUUGGGCGUCUGCCUCUCCGAGCUGGUAUCCGUGCCCCAGCACGCUGGGACGGGCACGGCGCCCCCGCUGCCCACUAUCACGGGCCUCGACACGCCCACCGUCGUCACGAACUCGGGAGUGGUGGCAAAUCCUCCUCAUGGCCUUGGGCUGCACGUUCAUCUUGCUUGUGAUCGUAUGGCUGUUCAGGCGGUGCACGAGGAAGGCGCGCGAAGCGCACUGCGGCGUUCGCGUUCGCGCAUGGGACGCCGCCACCGUCUGGCACUAGCUACAGGACUGGUCAAGAAACAGAUACAGAAGGCCAUCGCUGACGCCAUCACCACUGGCAUGGAGUAUGUUGACGGACAACUCGUGGCCGUUCGUGAUGGCAUGCAGGAAGCUAAGUAA